AUGGCUGCAUAUAAUGCUUCCCUCCUCACCACAUUCAACAUCUCCCACACCAUCAAUACUCCCAUGAACCGAAAUAAUUAUCUCAGUUGGCGAUCUCAAUUUUUCGACAUUCUUGAAAUUCAUGGUCUGGAAGAUGUCGUGACCACCAAUACCAAACCUCCCAAGAAGCUUGAUGAUGGAUCUCUUAAUCCGAAUUAUUCUGAGGACAAACUUGUCCUCAGUUGGAUCAAGUCUACUUGCUCACCCUAUAUCCGCUAUGUACUGCUUCCUUGCGCCUACGCUUUCGAUGCUUGGUCUCUUCUGGAAAAGCGUUUGUCUCCUGUCUCCAAGACUUACAUCUGCACCCUUCGUGAACAACUCCGCACUCUUAAAAAUGAUUCAAAGAAGUCCAUGUCUGACUAUUUGCUACAUGCCAAAAGCCUUGCGGAUUCACUUACUGCUGCUGGAUCCGUUAUUUCUGAUGAAGAACUCAUUGAAAGCUUCUUGGACGGUCUUGGUCCCGAAUAUAAAGAGUUUACAAUAGCUGUUCAUCUUCGGUCUUCUCUCUCCUACGAUGACUGCUACGACCUACUCCUUCAAGAAUAA
Molecule: messenger RNA, 585 nt
Organism: Malus domestica (apple)
Lineage: Eukaryota; Viridiplantae; Streptophyta; Magnoliopsida; Rosales; Rosaceae
Source: RefSeq, a predicted model, not a curated record